AUGAUGCUUGCUCUAAUUUUCAUUUGGCUUCAUUUAGUUCCAAGCUUUGUGUUUGGUAAUGGAUAUAACCUCACAAUUGAAGAAGACUUGGAGAUUGAGAGACAACUAAAGCUUCUCAACAAGCCAGCCAUCAAAACCAUAAUAGAAAAUGGAGACAUAUAUGAUUGUGUUGAUAUCUACAAACAACCAGCUUUUGAUCAUCCAUCUCUCAAACAUCAUAAAAUUCAGUUAAGGCCAAGUUAUUAUCCAAAAGGAUUAUUUGAUGAAAAUUCAUUAAAUAGUUCAAAAUUAAUGCAUGUUGGAUUGCAAAGUGAGAGGUGUCCAAAAGGAACCGUGGUUAUAAAGAGAGUUAGAAAGGAAGAACUUAUUAUGGGAAUGAGAUCAACUUUGAAGCACAGUAAAAUGAUGAUGAUGCAUUCUUCUUCUUCUUCAUCUCCCAAUCUUGUCCAUAUAAAUAGUUUUGAACAACAGUGGGCAAUAUGGCAUACUCCAUAUGGAGAAAACUAUGAGUAUUAUGGUGCUUCAGCAUUCAUCAAUGUCUAUGGUUUGCCUCAACUCACAAACACUCAAUUCUCCUCUGCCUUCUUUUGGAUUGGUAAUGAUGAUGAUGAUAAGGACCAUUCUGAUCAAUUAGUCAUUGGAUGGACUGUAGAUGACUCAGUAUAUGGGGAUAAGAACACAAGGCUAGCUACUUCUUGGACAGAUGAUGGCUUCAGAAGAACAGGGUGUGUGGAUAUGAGAUGCCCUGGGUUUGUUCAAGUCAGUCAAGAUAUACCUCUUGGAAUUGCCAUUAAACCUGUCUCCACUUAUAAUGGCCCACAAUAUGGCGUUCACAUUUCUGUUUUCAAAGAUCCCGCAACACUAAAUUGGUGGUUUGUUUAUGGAUCUGAAAAAAAACUAGUAGGUUACUGGCCAAAUAAACUUUUCACCAAUUUAAGUAAACGUGCCACUAAGCUUCAUUUUGGUGGAACCGCCGGAUUUGAAGGGUAUCCAGAUGCAGGAUUGCCGCCCAUGGGAAGUGGUCAUUUCCCAGAUGAAGGUGCUAACAAAGCAUGUGUUUUUCAACAGAUUAAAUACAUAAACGCAGCUCAACAAUCACUAAAUUUACCGAUAGAUGAGUUAUAUCCACUUUCAUCAUAUCCCAAUUAUUACAAAGUUGGACCUCUCACUAACUCCAGCGGUACUCAAGACACAUUCUAUUUUGGUGGACCUGGAGGUCCAGUUAGCUCUUGA
This is a messenger RNA of Dioscorea cayenensis subsp. rotundata (Guinea yam), 1233 nucleotides long. RefSeq lists its product as uncharacterized. NCBI's taxonomy places the organism in Eukaryota, Viridiplantae, Streptophyta, Magnoliopsida, Dioscoreales, Dioscoreaceae. The transcript has 7 exons. The record is from RefSeq and is a predicted model, not a curated record. Bases 1 to 1233 code for a protein of 410 amino acids.